UCCCACUCCUAUACGCUGCGAGCGAGAGUCAUGUUCGAUGUCCUACGUGAGAGAGAACCGCGCGUCUAAAGGUCAUCUGGAGGUUGAAAAUUUCUCCACAAGUGUAGGAACCGUAGUACCGUCGUCGAUUACACAAUUGUCCGUCACCAAAUCUAAAGCAAAAUGGGUCGUAAGUUCUGCGUUGGAGGAAACUGGAAGUUGAACGGCGACAAGGCCAGCAUCACCGAGCUGUGCAAGGUGCUGACGACUGGUCCGCUGAACGCCGACACCGAGGUCGUGGUCGGCUGCCCGGCCCCGUAUUUGACAUUGGCCCGCAGCCAGCUGCCGGACACCGUCGGCGUUGCCGCCCAGAACUGCUACAAGGUCGCCAAGGGUGCCUUCACCGGUGAGAUCUCGCCGGCCAUGCUGAAGGAUCUGAACAUUGGCUGGGUCAUCCUGGGCCACUCGGAGCGUCGUGCCAUCUUCGGCGAGUCGGACGAGCUGAUUGCCGACAAGAUCGUGCACGCGCUGGCUGAGGGCCUCAAGGUGAUUGCCUGCAUCGGUGAGACCCUGCAGGAGCGUGAGGCUGGCCAAACCGAGGCCGUUUGCUUCCGCCAGACCAAGGCCAUCGCCGACAAGGUCAAGGACUGGUCCAACGUUGUGAUUGCGUACGAACCCGUGUGGGCCAUCGGAACCGGCAAGACCGCCACUCCGGAACAGGCCCAGGAGGUGCACGCCGCACUCAGGAAGUGGUUCACGGAGAACGUGUCCGCCGAUGUGUCCGCGGCGAUCCGCAUCCAGUACGGAGGUUCCGUGACUGCUGCCAACUGCCGCGAGCUGGCCGCCAAGCCCGACAUUGACGGAUUCCUGGUCGGUGGAGCCUCGCUCAAGCCGGAGUUCAUCCAGAUUGUCAACGCCAGAGCGUAAAGCGUGUCUCACAUUUCCUUAAACACAAAUGCAUCAAAGAUUACUCUCUCAGACAGCAAAGUGAAAUACAUGAUUAUUCGAAAAAAAUGAGACGCACCUAAAAAGCCAGUCAUCAAGCGUCUUCAGCAAAAAUAUGAUUAACUAACUUAUAGCGUUAUUUUAUAAGUCUAAAAAGCGAAACCUUGUUAUCAAACUUAGAUGUAUAGCAUGGAAAAAAUACACAAAGAUUGUUCAGUAGAAAAAAA
Molecule: messenger RNA, 1151 nt
Organism: Culex quinquefasciatus (southern house mosquito)
Lineage: Eukaryota; Metazoa; Arthropoda; Insecta; Diptera; Culicidae
Gene: Tpi
Product: triosephosphate isomerase
Exons: 3
Coding region: 163-906 (247 amino acids)
Biological process (GO): glyceraldehyde-3-phosphate biosynthetic process; glycerol catabolic process; gluconeogenesis
Cellular component (GO): cytosol
Molecular function (GO): triose-phosphate isomerase activity
Source: RefSeq, a predicted model, not a curated record